UUUGAAAUAAAGCUGGCUAACAAGAAAACUAAAUAGGGAAACCAAAAAUAUGAGGUUAUGCCUUCUAUAUAUAUCACAAACUUGCGAUGAAAAAAAAACACGCAACGAAAGAGAAAUGGGUUCGAAGUCUCCAAAUAUUUCUGCACUUGUGUUACCACUGCUUCUUAUACUCUUCACUCUUUCCUCUCAGCUUGAAGUCGUGGAAUGUAAAGGCCGCAAACUUUCGUGGGGGUUUUCGGGAACGCCUAUCGUGUACACACCACCUUCAAGGUCAUGUGGAACUUCUCCAGCAGUAUUCACUUCGAAGUGGAGGAGACCCCGACCAUGCAGGCUUCCUCCAGGAAGUUAUAUUCCUGCUUCUGACCAAUCUCCUUAACUAUGUGCGUCUGUGUCUUUGUGUAAGAGUUUUCAAGUUCUAUGCAAUAAUAAAGUGUAUGUGGUUUU
Messenger RNA from Arabidopsis arenosa, 444 nucleotides. NCBI's taxonomy places the organism in Eukaryota, Viridiplantae, Streptophyta, Magnoliopsida, Brassicales, Brassicaceae. The record is from the annotation of a GenBank genome assembly.